AAUACUUUCUAUAUGACAGAAAAGUAAAAGGGUAAUGACAUUUUACUAGCUUUCUUAGUGGGUUCUAGGAAAGAAACACAGCUAAGCAGAUAAGCUCUGAGGCGUUUUCCAAGUUUAGAGGAUGAAAUUAAGCACAUAUAGUUAGUUGUAGAAAAAGUUCAGCCAAUAGCGAUGUCUUGGAGAGAACCAUGGCUAAAAAAAAAAGAAAAAAGAAAAGACAUGGCCAAAUGUACCGGACCGUCAAGUUGUUGACAGCAAUAGCUCAGAAGAUGCUAGGCCAGAUGCAGCUAUUGUGAAGAGAAAAAUAUAGAGAGAGAAUGUAAAGUUACAAACUGAAAUAACAAUUAAAACAAAAUUGGAGAGUAGUAGGAGAAUGUUGCAGAGUGAGGGAAGGUGGUCUUAAUGUCCUCCAGCAGCCUAAACCUACAGCAGCUACAAGAUGGGUCGCUCUGACUACAAGCUUUUUAUAAAUUAUUGCUCUAGUGAGAAAUGAACAUCAAACUUAAUAUAGAAUAUUCACACCAACGGCUUGCCAUAGUCUUCCGUCCUCAGUUCUUCAGCCAGAGAGGGGGGUGGGGGGUACCGCCGCACUUUGGCUUCACGGCUCUGACAUAGCGUCACCGGUGAAACAAGAAGACGCACUCUCGGGCCGAGUCCCAUCCGCACCCACAAAGGAGAGAAGAUGUCCGAGCCCAACAAGUACCGGGAGUGGAUCCUGGAAACUAUCGACUCUCUCCGUUCGAGGAAAGCCCGUCCGGAUCUGGAAAGGAUUUGUCGAAUGGUCCGGAGGCGACACGGCUCGGACCCAGACCGAACCAGGACGGAGCUGGAAAAACUCAUCCAGGAGCAGACGGUGCUCAAAGUUAGCUACAAGGGAUCCAUAUCGUACCGGAACGCGGCCAAGGUGCAGAGGAAAAGCAGAAAAAGGAGCGAGUUCGGCGGCGGCGCGGAUGCGCCGAGGGAGCGGACCAAACCCGAUCAUCCGAACAACAACGGCGACAGCGCGCACAGCUUCACCGACCCGGAGGAAGGCGAGGAGGAGCCGGACCCCCACGCCGAAACAUCAGCCAGCAGCCGAAACAAAAAGCUCCAGCCUGCCUCCAGCCCGGGUAGCGGAAACGGGCGCCUCGGCUGUGGCGCAACAACGAGCUGCGCUGUCGGGAGCGGCUGCGAAGAGGAGAAAGCAAGUGCACCGAGAGACAAGGGAUUAGGGCAGCAGGGAGCGGGGAACUGCCCGCCGCCCGGAGCCGCCAGCCUCGGAGCAGGAGCCGGAGCCCCGAGUGAGGAUGUUCCACCUGGCGGAGGAAAGAAGCUUGGUGUGUCCGGAGCUGACACCUGGAGGCAAACUCACCCCGAGAGCGACAGCCAAGCCCAGACACGGCGGCAGACCGAGUCUAGCCAGCCCAAACUUCGACACUCGGGAGGGAGCACCAAAACAGCGCACCGCCACGCCAACUCCGAGCUGCGCGACAAACUGGCGGCGCUGUCCGAGAAAACCCACCGAGGAGGGGUCUCUGCGGCCGCGUCCCGAGGCCACGUGAGGCCGCUGGGCUUGAAGGAGAUCCUGGGCUACCUGAGCAGCCAGGAGCGGCUGUCGGAGGAGAAACUGACCCGAGGCAAAGUCAAAGUGGUGAUGGAGAGAGAGGUGGAGAGGGGCAGGCUGCGCAGGACGCGCUGCGGGAACAUCACUCUUCCUCUGCGGGGGGUGGAGCUGGAGGAGCCCGAGCCGAGGAAUGCGUCCGCUGACAGACUUGCGAGAAGCGCACUGCAGGACAAGCGCGCAGUGAAAAAGUCCCCGCCUCCAGGCCGCCCGGAGAGCGAGCCCAUGGAAACCGCCGGAGAGGAAGCGGAGGAACCGGGAGGAGAGGAGGAGGAGGAGGAGGAGAAAGAGGAUGAGGAUGAGGAAGAUGAUCGCAGGAGUUGCGAUGAGGGCGCAGGACUUUCCCCGGUAGCCAUGACGACCGAAGCUGGACCUCCUGAGGAAAACGGAGAAGAUGCGGGUUUUCAGACAGGGCCGGAGGAGGAGAGCCCCCAGCAGCAGAGGCAGGAUGGAAAAGCCGCUUGCGCCCCAGAGAUGUCUGGGCUUGAGGGUCCCCCGGAGUCCCAUUCACCCCCUACCGACGGAGCCUCCUGGUCUGAGUGUAACGGCGUGUCCUUGGAGGACGGAGCUUUUGCCUCGGAUCAUUUGAGCUACGCACAGCAGGAUGAGACACACCUCGCCGCCCGCAGCUUGCGCGAGUACAAAACAGAGGUUGGCGCUUCGUCCUGCAUGCUCACACCCACCGCCUCCCCGAGGGACUCCAGCCUCCCUGAAGAACGAGGUAUUAACGACAGCAGUGGAGGGCAAAUGAAGGUUGACGGCACCGGAGUGAGCCCAGUGGACUGGACCGUGUCGGAUGUGGUCAGUUAUUUCACAGAGGCGGGUUUCCCUGAGCAGGCAGCUGCCUUCAGGACCCAGGAAAUCGAUGGAAAGUCUCUCCUCCUCAUGCAACGCAACGACGUCUUGACCGGCCUGUCGAUCAAACUCGGACCCGCCCUCAAGAUCUACGAGCGUCACAUAAAGGUUCUGCAGAAAACGCACUUUGAGGACGAUGACUGCUAACAGCGUGCAGAAAACACACACCCGGACUGUUCAGUUCCUUUCUAAAUAUAGCUCAAGUAGUAUAAAAAUGCAUGCGUGACAUAAGGCAAAAUAGGUUUUUCAUCUCUUGAGAAAUCCAACAAGCAACCACAUCUCAGUUUGGAGCCUGCUUUGCUCCGUGUGGAAACGUGGCUGGAUUUUCUAGGAGGAUUUUUCUACUGAUCGAAGCACAAAUGUUGGCCAAAAAAAGUAGAAUUUUAGAACAUUUUCAUAUGCAUAUAGAGUCAAUACAAAAAUGUAAUUUCUGUUAUUUAAAACAAUGAAGCACUUUCCUUUUUUUUAUGAAUUAAUCUGUUUAAGAUAGUUUGUGUUUUUAGGCUGUAUCUUACGCACAUUGUGUCGGAGCUCAUGUUUUGGCUAAAUAUUGAGCCCGUGGUAUGAGAACCUCAUGCUUGUAGGUGUUGUUCAUGCAGAGGAAGCAUAGUGGACAAAACAGCAGUUAAAAAAAAAAAAGCAGAUUAGUUACAAACUUUGAAGCUGGAGUAGCGUUCAUCACAUUCAGUGCCGGUUUUCACACAUAAGCAGGUGAUCUAAGCAGUAAACCAGUGUUUUCUCUCAGUUUUUCAGAGAUUAUCAUUUGAGAGUUGAUGUUUGUUUUUUGUUUUUUUAACUGGAGCCUGAAGCAUCACCUGGACAGCUAGCAAUAGAAGGUCUGUAUUAUUUUCAAGCAGAAUUCCCUCCAGUCGGAUUGGACCUUUUAAAUGAUGAUGCCAGGAACCGUUUUCACAAAUUUACUCUUUAGCUUAAGGCUUUGAUAAACUCUCAAACUCACGAUUGGGAUCUAAAUUAAGUUUCUUUGCAAAUAAAAUCCUGCUUUAAAGUU
This is a messenger RNA of Fundulus heteroclitus (mummichog), 3464 nucleotides long. It is a transcript of the gene samd1b, whose product is annotated as sterile alpha motif domain containing 1b. Gene Ontology annotation, molecular function: DNA binding; protein binding. The transcript has 7 exons. The coding region runs from base 683 to 2602 and encodes 639 amino acids. The record is from RefSeq and is a predicted model, not a curated record. Lineage: Eukaryota; Metazoa; Chordata; Actinopteri; Cyprinodontiformes; Fundulidae.